Messenger RNA from Chlamydomonas reinhardtii, 1063 nucleotides. RefSeq lists its product as uncharacterized. Lineage: Eukaryota; Viridiplantae; Chlorophyta; Chlorophyceae; Chlamydomonadales; Chlamydomonadaceae. The transcript has 3 exons. The record is from RefSeq and is a predicted model, not a curated record. The coding region runs from base 106 to 579 and encodes 157 amino acids.
AUUUCCGCGCCCAUCGGUGCGGCGGUUGGUCGAGCAAGCGAAACCGUUUCUAGAACCUGAAACGUCGAGCCAGUCGAGUGGGAAGAAAUUUAGUAAUAGCGCCGAAUGUACUCAAGGCCACGUACCUUUCUGUGCCUGUGCCUGUGCCUGUGCCUGUGCCUGUGCCUGUGCCUGUGCCUGUGCCUGUGCCUGUGCCUGUGCCUGUGCCUGUGCCUGUGCCUGUGCCUGUGCCUGUGCCUGUGCCUGUGCCUGUGCCUGUGCCUGUGCCUGUGCCUGUGCCUGUGCCUGUGCCUGUGCCUGUGCCUGUGCCUGUGCCUGUGCCUGUGCCUGUGCCUGUGCCUGUGCCUGUGCCUGUGCCUGUGCCUGUGCCUGUGCCUGUGCCUGUGCCUGUGCCUGUGCCUGUGCCUGUGCCUGUGCCUGUGCCUGUGCCUGUGCCUGUGCCUGUGCCUGUGCCUGUGCCUGUGCCUGUGCCUGUGCCUGUGCCUGUGCCUGUGCCUGUGCCUGUGCCUGUGCCUGUGCCUGUGCCUGUGCCUGUGCCUGUGCCUGUGCCUACACAGCGACGAGCAUACCAACACUUAACAAUGCUGCAUCAAGUAUGCAUGAGCAGACGUUUAACCAAUCAAGCACAUGCUACACCGUUUUGUGCCGGGAUUCCACGAGAUUCCGCGGAAGUCAGGCAGGCUCAUGCGGGCUCUUCGCUAGCUCUGAAGCCCAUGCGCAGAGCAGGCCGUCUCUGCAUUGACCCGGAUUGAUGGCAGUGCCUGGAUAGCGAUAGCGAGUGAUUGGGAGGGUGUGCUGCAGCGUGUGUGUGCAGACUAUGGAGGACAGGGCACUUGUCCUGUCUUCCCCAGCCGUACGUCCGGCCUAGGUCUGUUUACGUAGGGAGCUAGAUGGGUUGACCCUGUCCUAUCCUGUACACCGUCCUGAGUGGUCAUCUGUUCUAGGCACAAACUCAACACAUUGCUUCGGCGUGUGGGGACGCGGCGUUGGCGAGAGCCACGAAUGGCCCUAUUACCGUAGGGGCAUGUCGCACCCGUGCAGGGCACUGUAACGAUGUCUCCUG